Rhinolophus ferrumequinum (greater horseshoe bat) is the source of this 5143-nucleotide messenger RNA. RefSeq names its product SLX9 ribosome biogenesis factor (gene SLX9). The transcript is spliced from 5 exons. Gene Ontology annotation, cellular component: nucleolus; preribosome, small subunit precursor; 90S preribosome. Gene Ontology annotation, biological process: maturation of SSU-rRNA from tricistronic rRNA transcript (SSU-rRNA, 5.8S rRNA, LSU-rRNA). The record is from RefSeq and is a predicted model, not a curated record. NCBI's taxonomy places the organism in Eukaryota, Metazoa, Chordata, Mammalia, Chiroptera, Rhinolophidae. Bases 4111 to 4914 code for a protein of 267 amino acids.
CUGUGCGUGAAUUCCCCCCUCCUCCACUUUGGGACAGGAUGCAGUCACGUCGUGUCCCACUAUGUGCUUCCCAGCUCUGAGCACUGCUGUGCAGGAGGCCCUGGUGCAUGGGCACCUGUGAGGACAUCUGUGCGCCCGCUGGGCUGGGCUGCGCUGAGGGAGGUGCCGGUGGUCGGGCCUGAAGGGCAAGGAGCCGGCCACCCAGCAGCACCCAGAGUGGCCUGAGCUCGCGCUGAGCCUGUCCCUCCUUUUGGAAACCUGUCCUCCUGUUGGAAGGUGAUGGAGACGGGCCUGGGGGUCGCAGACAGGACUGCCUCCCAUUGUGCUGGAGCAGGACUGUGUGCCCAGGUCCUGCGCACAGGACGGGAGCACUGGAGCCCAGGUCCUGCAACCCCAGGGACCACUGUGUCCCCCGGACCCACCUCUGGAGGAAGACAGCCUUCCCGCAAUCCUCUCCAGCUGCAGAAGCUGCACCGUGGCUGGACCACGGUGUCUGUGUUAGAAGUCGGCCCUGGGGUUUGGACUGUGCGCUUCUAAUGUGCUCAGCGCUCCGGGGCCCCUGAGCUCAUCCUAGGAGAGGUGUCUCGUCAGUGAAGGCUGCCUUAGCAGUCAGGCUCGAGGUGUGUUUUGGGGAUAGACUGAUGUGUGCCAUGAGCGCAGUGAGGUGCCAGGUGUCUGCAGGACGUGUCUCUGAUUAGUGCAGUGUGUCCCCAGUGUUUAUAUCUUUGGGUUUUUAACUGGCCCCCUAAUCACACAGGUGCAGUUAAAUAAUGAAGGAAGCCUGGCAAAGAGCAAACGAAGGGACCCAGUGCCUGCAGCUGCCCGCUCUGUGGGUGGCCACCUGUUUGUGGUCCUCCUGUGUUCUGGCUGCUGCUCCAGCUGCCUGGUGCUUGCCGUCCUCCCCUCUGGGUGUCCCCAAGGGAAGCGGUACCUUCUGUGCCCGUGUCACACCACCAACUCCUUGUUAGUAAGCUGGAGCGUGGCCCGCGUCCAGUGAAAACUCAGGGAAGGGCCUCGGUGCGGCACGCGUCCUGGCACAUGGGGCGUGCCCUGGCCUCACUUCCCCACAUAUGGUCUUGGCCACGCUCAGCACACAGUGGCCUCAUUCCUUUUCAAGGUGUCCAGGUUUGUUGGAGGACGAGACCAGCACUUCGGGGAAUGGCUGUGUCCACACAGCUUUGUGGACCUGAGGAAGUGUGUCUGCAGAUGAAACUGGAGCAGUGGAAUUGCUGAGUCAAACAAGCGCACAUUGAACAUGCCGGUGGGCGGAUCAGUUUGCCCUCUUAGACGCUGCCCGUGGGAGCUCCUGCCCACUCAGCCUGCACGAGUCUGCCUCGGCUGUGCCUGCGGGACACAGAGCGGCCCAGGCGUGUGAGGCUGGACAGCAGGCUCUGCUGUGUAAAGUGUGCUCUUCCUUAGAACCCGCGUCCGUUAGCCUGUUUCUCCAUCCGCUGUCCACUUGUGCCCUUUUCCUCGUUUUCUCCUAGGCUUUUCUUACUGGUUUGGAAAAGCUGUUUAUAUAGGAAGGACCUCUUUUGUUAUCUGUACGUUUGCCCCCCUUUGGUAGUGCCUUUUGAGUUAGUUUGCGUUAUUUUUUUUCCCUGCAAGGAUUUUAAAUUUGUACGUAGUCACAUCUGUUUUCUUUGUUUUGUAACUCUUCUGUAUUUUUUGUAGUACUUCUGUGGCUUUAUUUUUUAUUUACGUAUUCCAUGCGUUGGGACCUUAUCUUGAUGUAAAAGGGAGGUGAGCAAGUCCUGCUUUGUUUCUCCCCAGAUGUGUGUUUUAGGUUGCAUUUACCAAGAAGCCGUGCAGAGGCUGUGAGUACCACGUGAUGCCUUGUGAGCCACGUUGCACUUUGUGGCUCAGGUCACAGCGGCCUGCAUCUGCAGCUGUUCCGUAGCCCGCAGUUUCCUCCUGCUGCCUGUGCCCACGUCCUUCCACACAGCUUCUUGACGUCGUUUACAGAAAAGCCGAUUGCAUGUUGGUUUUCCUUACAGUUCCACUAGGACAUAGUCAUGUGGUCUCCCAUUAAUCGUAGCCCCCCGAAACGCAACGCCUGCAGAACCAUUCCCUGUCCUCUGACUGUCCUGCACUGGCGACAGUCAUGGUGACUUGAGGAGGACUGGGAGAGGGGCGAGGCCGCCUGGGAGGGGUGGCUCUGGGGCAGGCAGACGGGGUGGCUUGUUUGGACUCGGUCUUCAUUCUGUUUUUUGAGGCUCCUUCAUGAGAACGGAGAGCAGGGUUACGGACCUCACCGACACGCUGGGCCUGGAUGCACUCCCAUUUUAUGUGUGAGAAGACUGAGGCUCAGCUGGGUCAGGUGGCUGCCCAGGCAGUGUCUGUCUGUAGUCAGAGCUGCGGAGCCCAUCACUUUGCUACACACAGUGGCAUCUCGCCUCUGGCUUUUCCUGACAAAGCAACCUGUGCCUGAGGCUGUCCCAGUCCAUGCCUCUGGGUGCUAGGUACCAUUUUGACCCACGCCUGAGGUUACUGCUGGCGCCCAGAGGCCGUGGAGGCGCCUUAGGCUGGGCCCGAGGGUGGGGGCCGUUGCCAAGGCCUGGAGGCUGACAAGCUGGGUGUCCUGGCCGUGUGUGAGGCGGGUUCCUGCAGGGCGUGUGGACCAGUGCUCACUGCCCGAGGCCUGUGCUGGCAUGACCUCUGCUUAGGGCUCAGCCACCUGUCCCCUGCCUCCGUCUCAUUCCACACUGUGGCUUCUGGAAUCUUCCAGACUCCCUGGGGCACCUGGCGGGGAUGCUGAGGUGAGCGGGGCUCUGGCCACCUGUGCCUAGUUGGGGGCAGUGCCUGCUUGCCCCCUGGGGCCCGGGACUUCCCCAAGCUCAGCCCUGCAGCCCAGACACCUGCGGUCCCCGUACUCCUGGAGGGCUGGAACCUUCCUCACCGUCUGCUGUGUCGCGGCACGGCGUGUUGGGCCCUGUCCCCGUGCUGUGGACAUGGGUGCUGGGCAGCGGUCACCGCACAGGUGUCCUGCCUGUGUGCUCAGGUACAUGGUGUCACGAUUUGGGCCACCGCCACUGCUCAGAGACGUUUUCUUUUGAAAUUAAUUUCUCAGAAUUAUAGACAGUUGCAGGAUAGUGUGGAGAAACCUUCCUGAGCCCUUAAGAGAGCUGCCCACGCAUGUCUUGUCAUCGUGCCUCCCUCUGAGGCCACCCUCCGCCUUCUCCUGGGGGACCUGUGGGUCAGCCCCGUCCUGUCACUGGUCCCCUCUGCUCGGUUUCACACCCCAGACAGAUGUCCCUCACUCCUUACGGGCACCAUUCGUGGUCAGACACUGUGGGGCCAUGGGGACACGUCACUCCCCACCCCCAGGCCUCUGACACCCACACCCGGCUGCCCCUCCCCCUGUGCGUCGUGGCGGAUGCUGUGCCCGGCUGUGGGGGGGGUCUGUCGCUCAGACCAGCUGGAGGAGCAGCCGAUCCCCACCGCCUGCGCUGAGCCCUGGGCCCUGUUCACGCUCUCACUCCCCGCGCUCCCCCGCCAUCCUCCGCAGCGACUGAGGGACGGGAGUGCUGCCCCUUCCUGGGGGUGGGGGCUGGGAGUCGGGGGUGAGGAGGACAGUAGGUCAGCUGCAGGGUGUCUGGAAGUGCGACCAGGAGGCUCAGCACGACGACCUCCGUCUUGGACAAGGGGUGACAUUCCCUGCCGUCACGGGCUCCAGGGUUUACACGAGUUCCUGGCGCACAGGAUCACUACCUGCGUGACAGGACUUGUUUCUCAGAUGCUGUCGCUGUGCUGCGGCACCAGGAGAAGGUGCGAGAACUAAAGACGAGUGAGGCGUGGGCAUCCGUGUAGUGACCUGUGCUGGAGUCACCUUACCUCUGGGGACCGCUAAGGCCAGGAAGUGGGGCCGCCUGGAGGCAGACACGCUGCCAGCCGCCUCCAGCGUCUCUGUCUCCCACCCACGUCUUCCCACCUGUGUGCCCGUGUGCCACAGCCCUGACGUGGGCACACAGCAGUUGGGCUGCGUGGUCUUUGUGCUCCCAGGCCUGGCAGCACCCGCCCCCACCCCGGGCCCGGUCCGCAUGUGCGCUGGCCGCGGGCAGCUUCCCCACUGGCUGCUCCAGCCUGUGCCCGGGAGCCCAGUGCCGCCUGAUGCACCAGCGGGCACUGCCCGAGCCUCCUCAGGCCGCACCACGGCUUCUGCCGACACAGGGUGGCUCUUGGUCCGGCUGGGAGUCAGGUCUGGCAGCGUUGGGCGGUGGCUCAUGCCCAGGGCGCGGCACCCCGCGGCCCCUCGGCCCUCCCACCCCGAGUGUGCCAGGUGGGGACCAGGGUCCUGUGCCUCGCCCCACCUCUGCCUGCCGCAGAGGCCCCCGGCUCUGGGCCCACCUGUCGUACUCUGUUCCAGGCCUGGUCCACAGCAGUUCCCCUCAACUCGGCCCCUCUGAGCCUCGCUUUUCUCAUCUGCGAAGUGGGACUCGUCAUGGGCUCACUGACAGAAAGGUGCCCAGUGCUCGCCCAGGGCCACGCUGGGCUAGUGUCACAGGUGCUGAGACGAAGGCUGUUUUGCCCAAGAAGGAGAAACGGAAGCUGAGACGCGAGAGGUGGUUGCAGAAAAUCGAAGCCAUAAAGCUGGCCGAGCAGAAGCGCCAGGCGGAGCGGAAGCGGCGGGCCACCGUGGUUGUGGGGGACCUGCAGCCCCUGCGGGAUGCCCUCCCCGAGCUGCUGGAGCUGGAGGCUGGCGCCCGGCGGCCGCAUGCCAGAAGGGCGAGCAGCGUGCCCCGGCCGGCCGAGCUGAGCCGCAUGAGCGCCGCACAGAGGCUCCAGCUCCUCGAGGAAGAAAGGACCCGCUUUCGGGAGCUGCUGGCCAGUCCGAUCUACAGAGCCAGUCCCCUGCUGGCCAUUGGGCAGCAGCUGGCCCAGCGGAUGCAGCUGGAUGGUGGCGGCCUGCUCUGAGCUGGCCUGGGCGUGCCGUGAGUGCCAGGAUGCACAUGAGGCGCCAGAGGGCCGGCUGCCUGCCACGUCCCCAAGCCCGGACUCCACUUGUUGGCUGGUGGGUGGCACAGAGCCCCGUGAGGGUAAAUAAACACCGUGUGAGCUCGCAGUGCUGCGCGCUUGCUUGUGCCCCGGCCGUCUGUGGGGCAGGGCGCCUGUCAGGAGCCCCGGGCGGGGGGUUGAGCAGCAG